Molecule: messenger RNA, 2756 nt
Organism: Penaeus vannamei (Pacific white shrimp)
Lineage: Eukaryota; Metazoa; Arthropoda; Malacostraca; Decapoda; Penaeidae
Product: carbohydrate sulfotransferase 1
Biological process (GO): N-acetylglucosamine metabolic process; sulfur compound metabolic process
Molecular function (GO): N-acetylglucosamine 6-O-sulfotransferase activity
Source: RefSeq, a predicted model, not a curated record
UAAAAAAGUAACAACACUUUCAACACUGACAGUACCAUUAAAGACAAAAUAGAUAUAAAUUGUUAGCUUUAGCCGAGUCACCGCCUGGUUCACUGCCAUGCUCUUCCUCGAAUAAUCAAUGAACAAGGGGCCUCAUGUGAUCCUACGAGGCUGUGGAGUGUCCUAAGGAGGCCAAGUUACCAGACAUGAGGUACCGGCAGGCGCUGGCGGCCGUGGCUGCUGACGGGCAUGCUGCUGCUGCACGGGAUGAUGCAACCACUUCCGGCUGGUCGUGCCCCCGACGCUGAGCCCCGAGCGGCGGGCGGCGCUGACCCCGCGCCCGAGUUCUUCCAGGGCGCCGAGGAGGAGCAGCGCGAGAGGGCGGUGGCGGAGAUGACGCGGGUGGAGGCGGGCGACCCCUUCAGGAUCCACCUGGGCGGCGGGGGAGGGGGUCCUGCAGCGCCCCCCGAAGGCCGUCAUCUGUGGACGGGAUGGAGGAGCGGCUCCACCUUCGUCGGCAAGCUGCUCGCCAAGGCCACGAACACCACCUUCUACAGCUACGAGCCUCUGCACAUGUACAAGGUGCACGUCCUCCACCGGGACCGCAACGACACGCGCGCGGCCGUGAGGCUCCUGAGGGACAUCCUGCGCUGCCGCCUCCUGCGCCACCAGGACCAGGUCUCCUACAUGGCGCACCAGAAGUGGUACCUCAAGGAAAACGCCUUCCUGGGCAACCGCUGCAAGCCCAGCAGAGCGUGCAGCAGCACUGCCUUCGUCGGGAAGGUGUGCCGCAUGGCGAGUCUUCACGUGGCUAAGGUGCUCCGACUGAGCCUGCGAUGGGCGCGACCCCUUCUCGAGGACGAAGAUCUGGACGUCCAGAUCAUCUACAUGGUUCGCGACCCCCGUGCUGUUUUCAGUUCUCGAGCGCGGUCGACUGGUGCACGUCCUCUACCUGCCGCGGCAUCCAGACGGUGUGCUCUCUCCUGGGAAAGGAUCUCGCGGAGGCUGCGGCGCUCCUGCAGGAAUAUCCUCACAGGUUUAUGUUCGUCCAGUAUGAAGAAAUGUGCCAAAACAUGUCCGCAAGCCUCGCUGACAUGAUGGACUUCCUGGGGCUGCCGGUCACCGACGUACAAAAGAACAUGCUGAGGUAUGAAAGCCCCUCCACUGACCCGCACACCAUCGCCAAGAACAGCCUCCUCCAGGCGCAGCUCUGGCGGAAUCUGACGUCCUUCGAGGAUAUUGUGGUCCCCGUCCAGGACAGCUGCAGGGCGUCGCUGGAGAAGCUCGGCCUCAGGAUAUUCUCCUCCUACAAUGAGCUCCAGAACCUCAGCGUCCCUGCAUUGAUCCGGCCUCCUGUACCGUAGUUAUUAAUGGGCUAAAGGGUAGUUAGGAUAGUUGGCUUGUUUGUUAUCACGGUGGAAGAAGUUCCAUUGAGGAAAAUAGAACAGAGAGAUAUUGGCGUUCCUCCAUUUUAAGAUUGUUCGGCGAAGUAAAAUUUCUCUAAAAGCUACAAAGGAAUUUUUAAAAUAAUGGAACAGGAAGAUCCAUUGUUUCGGAAAGCAAUUUUUCCCCUGGAAUGCUGAAUUUCUGAAAUUAAUCUUAAGACAGAGGUCAGCCAGAAUGUAAAUUUUGUUGAAUUUAGUGAAAGAAAAUGUUGAAUUUCCACAAACACGGCUAACGUAAAUCGAAUAUUUUUUCAAAGCAUUACUAGUCGACAUCAAACUCUCAUAUUUAUAUUUAAGUAAACCUAGAGGUGUCUCGGCUUCAAUAGCAUCUAAUUUCAACCAAACAGAUUUCAUGUCAAAAUGAACGAAUCGUAUCUAUCUUACUCUAAAAUCGAGCACAACUUGGCUUCUAAAAGUAGGUCGUGUUAAGGGAACCUCAAUCAUUUUUUCACUGGACUUGUUCACUCCUUUAAAGUUGCACUAUCUGCUUAAUAGAGAAAAUAUUUUUAUAUGGUUGACUACAGUUAAAAUUAAAGGCAUUUUGUCACACCAUUCUGCCCUCUUCUCAUCAAACAAGAAAUCCUGCCGAAUUAGGGGAGUAUAUGGUUUAACUUUUUCCCACUUUCCCCGUUUUCUUUGUCAAUAGUAAGCGAGUUAAUUGAAUCCCUGUAAAUAUCCAGACUUAUUUGUGAAAUACAUAUCACUUGAGCUUUAUUUUUCUUAAAGAUGGUCAAUGGUUUUAGAUGUACUGAUGAUAAAAAAACACGUUAAGGACAAAUGUGACCCAAUUGAUUUGUUUAUUUAAAAUCCAGCCCAAGACUUUUAUUCGUAAUUUAGCUUUUUUUCAUUGGCUUCACUGGAUAGCUGCCAUAUCAAGCUCUAAUCCCAGGUGAAAAAAUAAAUUAGAUAUAAAAUCAAAAUUAUAUACCGAAAACGAUUCUUUUGCUGUAGUAAUGUUUUAGGUCAUGCAGGAGCUAAAAAUAUGCAUUUCGACUUGUAAUCUAAGGCAUAGCAUUUAUAUUCUAUAUUUUUGAGGCAAAAUUAACUUUAAUGUUUUAUAAUUGUACUACUAAUCGUAUAUUUAUUUUAAUGAAUUUCAUAAUGGAUUUCGAUGCUUUGUGCUCACGGGCAAACGCUGCAGUUGCGCUGGAUCUUUAUCUUAUUAUUUUCCUUUUUGUUUAUUUUUAUUUAUUUAUUCAUUUUUUCAUCAUUUUUUUCUUUUCUUUUUGGCUCAGAUAUACCAGUGUAUAAAACAGUCCCCUUGAUUUAUCAUUAUACACCAUGAUCCCGGUUCUUGUAUCCUGGAACACCGAAAAACAAUGUUUAGUUAUA